GAAAAAAAUCACCAAUAACAGAUCUUAUUUUGCCGUUUUGUAAACCAGGAGCUAUUUUUACCAACUCAAUCCUAUACCAGCUCAACCUUAUACCAGCUCAGCCCUAUACCAACUCAACCCCAUACCAAACAAAAUCUGAAGAAAAACAAAAAUCACCAUUUCUUGCUGCUCAGAAAAAAAUCACCAAUAACAGAUCUUAUUUUGCCGUUUGGAAAACCAGGAGCUGGUUUUACCAACUCAGCCCUAUACCAGCUCAACCUUAUACCAGCUCAGCCCUAUACCAACUCAGCCCCAUACCAGCCAAAAUCUGAAGUAAAACAAAAAUCACCAUUUCUUGCUGCUCAGAAAAACAUCACCAAUAACAGAUCUAAUCUUGCCGUUUAGUAAACCAGGAGCUGGUUAUACCAACUCAGCCCUAGACCAGCUCAACCUUAGCCCUAUACUAACCACAAUCAAAAGAAGAACAAAAAUCACCAUUUCAUGCUGCUCAGAAAAACAUCACCAAUAACAGGUCUUAUUUUGCCGUUUAGUAAACCAGGAGCUGGUUUUACCAACUCAGCCCUAUACCAGCUCAACCUUAUACCAGCUCAGCCCUAUACCAACUCAACCCCAUACCAACCAAAAUCUGAAGAAAAACAAAAAUCACCAUUUCUUGCUGCUCAGUAAAACAUCAACAAUAACAGAUCUUAUUUUGCCGUUUUGUAAACCAGGAGCUGGUUUUACCAACUAAGUCCUAUACCAGCUCAACCUUAUACCAGCUCAACCUUAUACCAGCUCAGCCCUAUACCAACUCAACCCCAUACCAGCUCAGCCCUGUACCAACCAAAAUCUGAAGAAAAACAAAAAUCACCAUUUCUUGCUGCUCAGAAAAACAUCACCAAUAACAGAUCUUAUUUUGCCGUUUAGUAAACCAGGAGCUGGUUUUACCAACUCAGCCCCAUACCAGCUCAACUCCAUACCAGCUCAACCCUAUACCAGCUCUGCCCCAUACCAGCUCAACCCCAUACCAGCUCAGCCCCUUACCAGCCCUGGUCAUCUUAAGCAGCCCAAACAAAAUCCAUAGCAAGGACAAAUACACAACUGAAAUAAAUCCCCGACAAGAGUAUCCAUAUCCAUAUCCACAUUGUCUUUGUCUUUUGUGCUCUGCAUACUUCUCCAGCUACUCUUCGUUGUUCUGCUCUUCAGUGGCAUCAUUUGGCCAUGCUUAAGUUAAGCAUUGUCUUUGGCUUGCUGGCGUCAAUAAUCUGGCGGACAACACCGACAAAUUGUCGCCAGACCCACAAUCAAACGCAAAACAUCAAUCAAUUGGCGGCCAUCAAUAUCGAACGCUACAUGGAUGUGGACGAGCCAAAGCCCUGUGACAACUUUUAUCAAUAUGCCUGUGGCAAUUGGUAUCAGCAGCAUAUCGAUGAAAUGGAUUAUGGUGAUGUAUUGGGUUUAAUGGAUUAUGAAUUGAAUAAAAAACUGGAACAUUUGUUAAGGAAAUCUCCAGCGUCCUCCUCCUCCUCCUCCUCGGCGAUGCAUAGCGAUGAGUAUGUAAACACAGGGCGCAGCACAACUGCCCCAACCACCACAGCCGAAAGCACACGCUCUACCACACCCAUGGCUGGAUGGGAGCAGCUCUCUAGCCUCUAUGGCAAGAUACGCACCUAUUACAAAUCCUGCAAGAAGGUGAAACCCUAUAAUUUGAAGAAAUAUCUGCAGCUUAUACAGCCCGGCCCGGGGGUGCAUUGGUAUGUGUUGGCCAAGCAGGGUGGUCGCAAAUGGAAUGCCGAUAAAUUUGACUGGCUAGAGACCAUAGCCAAACUGCGUUUAUAUGGCCUCAAUGGGGUUCUGCUUAAGGAGCAGGUUCUGCCACGCUGGGAUGAAUCCUCCUCGAUGAGCAUAUAUUUGGAUAAGCCGGAUCUCUCGGAAACCUCGGCCAUGGGCGAAGGUGUCAUCAUAGAGCUGCUCAUGGACAUAGGCCAAACCAAGCGUUGGGCCAACGAAAUAGCCCGUGAGGUCAAUCGCUUUGAGUUUCAAUUGCACAAGCUGCAGGAGCUCGAGGACGAGGAGGGGCCCAAGGAAAUGCAGUUGAGCUAUUUGCAGGAGUAUAUGCCUCAAAUCGACUGGCUGACCUACAUCAGACAGCUCAAAGGACCCGAUACCGAUUUGGCCACCACUGUCAUCAUACAGAACAUACCCUACAUGAGAUCCUUGGUCAAGUUGCUCAACUCUGUGGAGCCUUCCAAUCUAUGCAAUUACAUCAUGAUCAAGUUCUUGCUAUAUCUCAAGACCCAAGGGCCUGCUGAAAUCUCCCGUCAAGAAUGCAUAGCCAGUUUGAGAAGAGCCAUGCCUUUGGCUUUGAGUUAUGUGGUGGGUCUGCAUUACUACAAGGAUGCCGAGCGCAAUGAUGCCCAAGUACUUCAACUCUUUGAGCAGCUCAAGCAAACCUUUCAUACCGUCUUGGAAGAUAAUCGCCUGCAAUUGCCCCAGCCCAUAGUGGAAACUCAGCUGCAGAAAAUCCACACCAUGCAAUUGCGCAUAGGUUUCGCUCCCCGCAAUAUAAGUGGCGAAUAUAUGAGUCAAUACUAUGAAAGGGUCACCUUGGAUGGCAACAAUUUCUAUGCCAAUCAGUUGAGCCUUUUGCGACUAACCGUGGAAAGAAGUCAUGAGACCUUGGAUCCUUUAACCAAUCAGGAGAUACUCAACGAUGAGUCUGUCAUUUCCGCAGAAUGGCUGGGUUCCUCCUCCUCGCCCUUGUAUCUGAAAUCGCGCAAUAUGGUGGUCAUACCCUAUGGUUUUCUCCACAUGCCCAUAUAUCAUCGCAAUCUCAAGGACAUUUACAAAUAUUCCGUCUUAGGCUUCGCCUUGGCCCAUGAGAUGUUGCAUGGCUUUGACUCGUCGGGCAUAGAUUAUGAUGCUUCGGGCAACAUCAUGGGUCCCAGUGAGGAAAUCUCAGCCAAUCAACGUUUUAUGCAGGGUCUUAGGUGUAUGCAAAAUGAAUUGGCCACCGGCUCACGCAGUCUCAAUGAAAAACUGGCCGACUAUGAGGGCAUUCGCUUGGCCUUCAAUGCCUAUUUUACUGCCUCGCGCCUUGGCAAUGAGACGCUGAUUGUUAAGCAUUUACGUUCGCGCUAUUUGAAUCAAUUUACCCCCCAACAGGUUUUCUUUAUAAAUUUUGCUCAAUUUUUCUGCGGCAAAGUACAUCCGAAAUUGACUCAUUCCGCCUAUUUGGAUCAUGCCAUGGAUGAAUUGCGAGUCUUGCAGACUUUGGCGAAUUUCGAGGAAUUUUCCAAGGCCUUUGGUUGUGAGAAACGUGAUAAAAUGCAAUCGCGACAUCGUUGUAGGUUAUGGUGAAUAAAAAAAAAAAAUUAAAUAAUAAGUGGCUUAAGUGUGA
Stomoxys calcitrans (stable fly) is the source of this 3379-nucleotide messenger RNA. RefSeq names its product neprilysin-4. The record is from RefSeq and is a predicted model, not a curated record. Gene Ontology annotation, cellular component: plasma membrane. The transcript has a single exon. Gene Ontology annotation, biological process: protein processing. NCBI's taxonomy places the organism in Eukaryota, Metazoa, Arthropoda, Insecta, Diptera, Muscidae. Gene Ontology annotation, molecular function: metalloendopeptidase activity. The coding region runs from base 1201 to 3339 and encodes 712 amino acids.